Molecule: messenger RNA, 1119 nt
Organism: Solanum stenotomum
Lineage: Eukaryota; Viridiplantae; Streptophyta; Magnoliopsida; Solanales; Solanaceae
Product: GATA transcription factor 19-like
Exons: 2
Coding region: 40-807 (255 amino acids)
Biological process (GO): flower development; regulation of DNA-templated transcription
Molecular function (GO): zinc ion binding; DNA-binding transcription factor activity; sequence-specific DNA binding
Source: RefSeq, a predicted model, not a curated record
UCUAUAAACUCCUUGCUAAUUUGAAGAAGUAGAGAAAAAAUGAUGCAUCGUUGUAGUGGGAGUAUGGUUGGUCCAUGUUCAUGCGGUCUGUUUCAUAACCAAACCGGCACUACUUCUUCAUCUGCAUUCUCAAUGCUCUUCCCCGAUGAAUAUUCGGAAAACAUGUACUGUUUUGCCCCUUCAUCUGUCGAUUGUACUCUUUCCUUAGGAACUCCUUCUACUCGCCUUAUCAAUGACGACAAUCAUGAAAAGAGAUCAUCAGUUUACUCUAAUAAUCAUGAACGUCGUCGUUCUUCCUCUAAUUGCAUGUCCAAUUUCUGGGAUAUUCUUCACCCCAAACAACAUCUUACUACUCCUCCUUCCGCUCAAUACAAGUCCACUCGUGCUCCCAACAACAACUCUACUACUACUACUGAUCCCCUUGUUGCUCGCCGCUGUGCUAACUGUGACACCACUUCUACACCUCUAUGGAGAAAUGGCCCUAGAGGACCUAAGUCACUUUGCAAUGCGUGUGGAAUUCGUUUUAAGAAGGAAGAGAGAAGAGCGAGUGCAGCAACAGCGACGGCUAACGGUGGAGGGGGAAUGGAAACGACGACGCAUAAACACUGGGUUCAUCAUCAUCACCAUUCACAGCCUACAAAAAUGCCUUGUUUCUCUUCAGCUAGUUAUGGAAAUGAUCAGUUCAGGUUCAUUGAGGAUAAUGAGCAUCACCGUGACUCCGAUGCUACGGCCACCGGCAUCCCGUUCUUUCCUUGGCGUCUCAAUGUUGCUGAUAGGCCUAGCCUUGUUCAUGACUUUACUAGAUGAUUUUUUUAAAAAUUAAAAGUAGGAUCAAGGUUUAAUUAAUUUCAAGAGAAGGAAAAAAUUAAAACGGGAGAUGAGGCCAAUUGAUGACGUGUCAUGAUGAUGGUGGGCUAUGGUUGAAGAAAUUCUUUAUCUUUUACUGAUGUUUUCUUUUUUUGGUCCAUCGUCUUUCAUAUAGAGAUGGAGUGAAAAUGAGUUAAUUCUAAUGUUUUUAUGUUUCUUGGCUUUUUUCUCUCCUUUUUGGGGACUAGUUGUUAUAUACAUUACUCCUAGUAUCUUUAACUUUUCACUUUGAUGAUGAUCAGUCAUAUAUAU